Nymphaea colorata (pocket water lily) is the source of this 1267-nucleotide messenger RNA. Its product is annotated as toll/interleukin-1 receptor-like protein. Lineage: Eukaryota; Viridiplantae; Streptophyta; Magnoliopsida; Nymphaeales; Nymphaeaceae. The transcript has 2 exons. The record is from RefSeq and is a predicted model, not a curated record. Gene Ontology annotation, biological process: signal transduction. The coding region runs from base 154 to 705 and encodes 183 amino acids.
UCUGAACACUUCCAACGAUGAAAGCAAGAAACCUUCUCCUUGCCCUUAGCUUCCGACGGCUGCAACACCCGAUUUUCUCUUUCUGAUCAGUUGUGGCACGCUUUCUCAUUGUUUUUUUUUGGAACAUUCUAAUCUAUUUCUCAAUUAGUCGCAAUGGAGGGAGCUACCGAGGAGAAGGGCAUCUGCUCUCAUGGUUGUGGUGCCGAUGGAACAGAGACAUCCUGGCAAGCUUCCCAAGGAGACGAUGAACAGAAAUUUGAUGUUUUCUUAAGUUUUAGAGGACCCGACACCCGUAAGGGAUUCAUUGCCCAUCUUUAUGAUGCCUUGGUAACAAGCGGCAUCUCUACUUUCAUAGAUAACGUGAAUUUGGAGAAGGGUGAGAGGGUGAAUAACUUGUCUAGGUACAUAGAAAGGUCGAGGAUGUUUGUGCCCAUUAUCUCUAAGGGUUACGUUGAUUCCAAGUGGUGUUUGAGAGAGAUUACCAAGAUGGUGGAGUGCUGGAGGGUGAAGCCAAGGAGGCUCAUCAUUCCUGUAUUCUUCGGUGUCGAACCUUCUCAUGUUGGGAAUCAGAAAGGUCGUUUAAAGCGAAAGUUCCAGAGACAUGAGAAUAAUGAGGAACUAAAGGAAGAGGUGAGCGACUGGAAGAAUACUUUGCAUGAGGUUGGAAAGAUAUCGGGGUUCACCCUAAAGGAUGCAAAUGGGUAGCAGACGAUGCAGGGAGAGGCGAUGACAGGAGCAUCUACAGAGACACGGUGGAGGAAGAUGGGAGACAGGAGAUGGGAGGCGACGUCGCAGGAAACAAUGGCGAGACUUGCCACGGCAACAGGGGCGAUGACGUCGGCCGACGACAUUGGAGCAGCAGGGGCAAUGUUGGAGCAGCAGGGCCGAGAUCAGGCAGGCAACGGGUGUCCGAGCAAUGGUCGAUGGUGUACGAGAGAAAGGCAAAGGGUGACGGCAGGAAGCAGGGGACGCGGCGGAGAGAGACGGAACUUCACAGCAACUCGUCGGGCCAAAAAAUCCCUCUUUUCAGAGAUUCGGCUUUGAUACCAUGUUGAAACAGAAAAAGCCAGUUGAACAAUGAACAGAUACAGAUGUAACAUGGAAAACCCCUCAACUAGAGGGAAAAAAACCACGGGUGAGAGUGACUGGUGCCCACUAGCAACCAGACACUCUCUCUCUCUUAGAUUUUCAUUAACCAUGAAAAGAUGGAUUACUAGGGUAUAAAUAAAACCACAACAUUACAAAGCGGAUCGGGUCUAGACCCAGA